Capronia epimyces CBS 606.96 is the source of this 1776-nucleotide messenger RNA. RefSeq lists its product as uncharacterized. The coding region runs from base 1 to 1776 and encodes 591 amino acids. The transcript has a single exon. The record is from RefSeq and is a predicted model, not a curated record. Gene Ontology annotation, molecular function: NADP binding; N,N-dimethylaniline monooxygenase activity; flavin adenine dinucleotide binding. Lineage: Eukaryota; Fungi; Ascomycota; Eurotiomycetes; Chaetothyriales; Herpotrichiellaceae.
AUGAUCUCUCAAAUGGAACCAGUCGAUCCCAGAGUGGAUUCGGCUGCAUAUGCAGAGGAACUCGGCUGGACCAGAGUGAACGAACGAGGCUACGAGAUCCUCGAACGCCCGUACGGAACCCACGCGCCCAAAAAGGUGAUUUCUAUCGGCGCCGGCGCGACAGGAAUCUGCCUUGCCCAUUUCUCCAAGGAGCUGCCCGAACUCGAGGUGCAAAUCUACGAGAAAAACGAUGGAGCGGCGGGAACCUGGUGGGAGAACAAAUACCCGGGCUGUGCCUGUGACAUUCCUGCCCAUAUCUAUCAGUUCACCUGGUCUUUGAACCCGAACUGGUCAAAGUACUAUGUCACAGCGGAAGAGAUUCUGGCCUACUUCCAAAGCCUGAUCGAAAAACACGACCUUGAAAAGUUCAUCAAGCUGCAACACGCUGUAGUGGGUGCGAACUGGAAUUCCGAGACGUCCAAGUGGCACGUUCAGAUCCAAAGGGGUGACGGCACCCAAUUCGAAGACACCUGCGAUUUCCUGGUCAAUGGCUCCGGGCUGCUGAACAACUGGAAAUGGCCGGACAUCAAGGGCCUCAAAUCCUACAAGGGGGUGUUGACCCAUUCCGCCAGCUACGACCCGACUAUCCAACUGGAGGGCAAGAAGGUGGCCGUCAUCGGCGCCGGCUCGUCCGGCGUCCAGAUCGUGGCGGCCAUCCAGUCCAAGGUCGAGCACCUGUACACCUGGGUCCGGUCGCCACUCUGGAUCAGUGCCGGCUUUGCGUCCAAGUAUGCCGGGCCUGACGGGGCGAACUUCGAGUAUAGUGAUGAGCUGAAGAAGAAGUGGGCGGCCGACCCUGUGGCACAUCUACGAUAUGUCAAGAUGCUGGAUGAUGAACUGGGGAAGCGAUUCAACUUCAACCUGACCAACAGUCCGGAAGCGAAGACCGCCGUCCAAUUCUCUCGGGAGUCUAUGGCCGAGAAAUUGAAGACCCGGCCUGAUCUGAUCAAGAAGCUGAUCCCCACCAAUUUUGGCAUUGGAUGUCGACGCCCCACGCCAGGGACCGGCUACCUCGAUGCCCUUGUUGCGGACAACGUGACCACCUUCACGGAGGAGGUGCGCGAGAUCACGCCGACCGGCUUCAUCGACAGCAACGGAGAGAAACACGAUGUCGACGUGAUCAUCUGUGCCACCGGCUUCGACACCUCGUUUGUACCCCGGUUCCCGGUCACCGCGAACGGCAAGGACCUCCGAAAGGUCUGGGAGAACGACCCUGUCGCAUAUUUCUCCGUCAUGGUGCCGGGCUUUCCCAACUAUUUCACCUCGCUGGGCCCGUACAGCGCCAGUAACGGAUCUCUGCUCCCGCCCAUCGAACAUGGAUGCCGCUAUAUACUCAAGCUCGUGGAGAAGAGCCAGAUCGAACGCAUCAAGUCCCUGGCUCCCAAGGAGGACGUGACGAACCAGUUCCGUGAGCACUCGGACUUGCUGCUCAAGAGAACCGUGUGGAACCAGCCAUGCCGGAGUUGGUUCAAGAACGGAACCAUUGAUGGGCUGCCGCGCUGCUACCCGGGCUCGCGCACGCACUUUGUCGAGACCAUGCAGCCGCGGUACGAGGAUUUCGAGAUCGAAUACGAGCGUGAUAACCGAUUUUACUAUCUGGGCAACGGAUUCGCCACUCGCGAACUGGAUGGUCGCGAUGCCACUUUGUAUUUGGGCGAGCUCGACGGCCAAGACAAGGAGCCGGAUUAUACCCCGGUGGAGGAAGAAGUGUUUGCCCUGUCUGGGGUCAACAAGUAA